AUGGGCGCUGCCGAUGCCGCGGCCGUAGCCUCGGCCUUGGCGCUGGAGGAGGGUUUCCUGCGCGACGUGUACGUGAGCUGCGAGGGUGUGGCGGCUGGUGCCGUUGCCAACAGCGGCUCUGACUACUUUUUGCACGUGCACUCCAACGAGUACAACGUGUACGACUUCACUGCAUGGGUCAGCGGGCAUCCCGGCGGCAUGGAUCCCAUCAAGCAGUGGACCUCUCACGGCUUCCAGCUCGUGUUUCCAUCUUGGCAUCCGAUGGGCCGCUUUCUGUAUGCGCAGUCGAGCUACCUGGAGUACAUCGGGAGACUGGGGGAUACCGUCGGCUUCGAUGCCCUGUCCCAGGGGCUCCAGUCCACCUGGACGGUGGGCUACGAGUCGUGCGGGUCGCCCGGCGAGGUGGCGAACGAUCCGAGCCUGGGACACCACUUCAGCUUCUACACGGACGUGCAGAACGGGGUAACCGACACUGCCUUCGAGGAGCCUUACUGGAGGGCCUGGAGCAUGCACUCCAAGCACGUCGUGUGGACCAUGCUGGCGCUGGAAGCAGACGACCAGCUGCGGCAGCGGGCGGCGUGGGCGCUCUCGCAGAUCCUGGUGACCAGCCGGCACGGCGCCAGCGAGGAUGUGUUGUCCGAGGCCUGGCUGACUUAUUACGACAUCUUUGUGCGGAACGCGUUUGGCAACUACCGCGACGUGCUCCGGGAGGUCACCUACAACCCGAUCAUGGGCGAGUACCUGAGCUUCCGGGGAAGCCGGUCGUUGGACGCCGACGGGGCGUAUCCCGACGAGAACUACGCGCGGGAGAUCAUGCAGCUGUUCACGAUCGGCCUGUGGGAGCUGCACCAGAACGGCACCAGGAAGACCGACGCGGACGGUAAUUACUUGCCCACGUACAGCAACGACGACAUCACUAGUUUCGCGCGCGUUUUCACUGGCUUCUCGGAGCAACCCCCUCGCCUCAAUAUCGAGGAGAUGCGGGGGAGCAGGAACUUUGUGGACCCGAUGUACAUGAAUGGUGCUUGGCACGACGUCUACCCGAAGAUGGACUUGGACGGCAACUACCUCGGCGAUGGCUACCCACUGUGCUCGGACCUCCCGCUGCGAGGUUUCCUGCUUAAGGGUGCGAGGUACAGAUUUGUAGGAUACGCCUACUCUGGAGCAGACCUGAUCGUGCUGAGCCCGAACUCGUCGCUGUACGCCGCGCUGUCACAGACCCAGCUCAGCGUCGAGCUCAACAGCACAAUCAGCUGCACGGGAGCAGCGUCAGCCGAGCCCGGGCCGGAGCCCGAACCCGAGCCAGAGCCCGAGGAGUGCGUUGCCAGCAGCCUUCGUGUGGUCCAGGUUGGGACAGGCUACUACCAAUACGUCCAGCCGACGUGCGUGCACCUCUACUUCUUCAACGGGCAGGUCAGCGUCCAAGGCAUGGUCGCCGAGGCUGGCAGGUACCAGCACGCAGCCCAGACCUGGAGGCACACGUGCAGGAAUCCGGACACAGCGGCCGCAGGCAUCAGUUGCUGCAAGGGAUGCAGCAACUACUUCCCGCAGGGGAUGACCGACCAGGGGUACACGUGCGAGAACAUGCCAGAGACUCUGUGGUGGAUUCUCGACAAAGGCUGUCAGAACAACGGCGACUGGUGGGCCAACAACAAGUGGUGUCAGCUGACUUGCUGGGAGCAGAAUGCCUCCUACCUUGGCGACAACUGCUCGGUCGGGUUUCUUCAGUCGCAGAACGUGUGCGGGUAUUACCAGGAGAAGGCAAGCUUCUCGGCUGCCAGCGCGCGGUGUGAGAGCCUGGGGAUGCGCGUCUGCGAGCAGGUGACGAAUGGAAGCGAGUGCGGCCAAGACGGCAUUCACGUGUGGACCCCAAGCACCUGCACCGUCAGCGUGGAGGUCCGGGCUGACGGCCAGGUGGCCUCCCAGUGGGACUCGAGGACGCAGCAGAACCCGAUUCGCGUGGCGUGGGACGGCGGCUUCCCGACCCUGGGCAACUGCUCCGGGAACGGCUCCGACCCCGCCCCGUGCACGGAGAGCGCCUCUGGGUGUAUUUGCCCCAUCUGCGUGGCCGCGCGGGCCGUCUUCUCCGCGGUCCCGGACAGGGCGCAGCUCCUCGGCGCGGCGGCCCGCCUGCGCAUCGGGGCGUUCCCGCCCUCGGGCCCCGCGGCCGCCUGCCUGGCGCCGUGCGACGGGGAGGUGAAGGCGUACGUGGCCAGCGGGGGCGGGAGUGUGGAUGUGAGCACGGUGUUCGAGUGCGACGGGGUCUAUUACAAGAACAUGGAGAGUGUCGUGGAAGUGGCCGGGUACAGCUUUCGCAAUCCGCCCGUGUUCACUCUCUACGACCGGAUGACCACCCAGUGGGUGUCUGGUGUCGGCUGGGUCGCGGACCAGUUUGAAAGCCAGAUGCGGUCAGAAGCUGCACUGGCUGAGGUGGAGGCCCUGCUUGACCACCUCGUUCACCACCCCAAUGUGCCGCCCUUCGUGUCCUAUCGGCUGAUCCAGCGCAUGGUCACGUCGAAUCCGACGCCGGCUUACGUGUCCGCCGUCGCUGAGGCGUUCAGCACUGGGGUGUACAACGGCGAGACGUACUCAGGCGAGUACGGAGACCUCGGUGCAACCUUCGCGGCAAUAUUGCUGCACCCUGAAGCCAGAGGAAGUCUGUCGAGCAGCUCGGUAGGAAAGCUGCGCGAGCCCAUGGUCAAGUUGCUGCACUUUCUGCGAUCCAUGGAGUUCAGGGAUCUGCGAGGGCGCCAGGUCCUGAUGGACAACCUGGAAAACGACAUUGGCCAGUUUCCCUACAAUUCGCCCUCCGUUUUCAACUUCUACAGCGUCGAGUACGUGCCAGCAGGCUUCUCCGACGGCCUGGUUGCCCCCGAGUUCGAGAUCUUCACGCCGCCCUAUGCGCUCGCCUGGCUCAACGGCAUGCUGUCUCUGGUCGACACUGGCGGACUCACCCAGUGCGAGCACGGUCUCGGCCAGCAUGUUCGCACGUGCGCUGACCCAGAGGGAAACUUAUCGUUCUCCGUGUCCGGCAGUAGCAGCGCCAGCGACAUUUUCAACGAGGUCUCGUUGCUGCUGACCGGCGGGCGCAUCAGCGAUACACGCGCCUUCGACGCAGCACUCGAGGCAGACGUGGAUGGCGACCACCUGAAGGCGGCCAUGCGCACAGUGAUCAUGUCGCCCGAGUUCCACACUCUCGGCGAGCCUGCUCUGACGGGCGAGCGUCCCGUGACCGAGGAGGAGCCGUCCCAGAACGCGUCAUCUUAUAAGGCCAUCGUUUUCCUCUUCCUUAACGGGGGCGCAGACACCUACAGCCUGCUGGUGCCCAUGUGCGACGACCUCUACCAGGAGUACCUCACCGUCCGGUCGAACGUGGCGCUGUCCCAGGGCGAGCUGCUGGGCAUCUCGGCGGACACCCAAAACUGCAGCUCCUUCGGAGUCCACCACGCCCUCGGCUUCGUCCACGACCUGUACACGGAGGGCCACCUGGCCUUCGUGGCCAACAUCGGUGGCCUGGUGCAGCCCGUCGCGAAGGAGGAGUGGAGGACCGCGCCCACGUGCGCCGGGUUGUUCUCUCACAGCGACCAGCAGAACGGCGGGAUGACGCUGAAGUGCCAGGUGCAGGGCACGUAUUCCAAGGGCUUCGGCGGACGCCUGGCCGACGCCCUGGCCGCCGAGGGCUUCCUCACCUCCUCGUUCUCGAUCGCGGGCUCGUCCACGUGGUCCGUGGGGUACACCACCUCCGUGGAGGUCCUCGACGGCUGGAACGGUGCCGUGCGCAUGCAGGACUACCAGGAGCUGCAGGCCGUCGUGGGGAACAUCACGGCCCUCAGCUACGGCAACGUCUACACCGAGGGGUACGCGCAGCAGCUCGCUGGCGCCAUCAGGUCCAGUGAAAGGCUAGGAGCGCUCCUGGAGGCGACGGAGCUUGCGACCGACUCGUUCGGCACCACCACCAGCUUGGCCAGGCAGCUGAACCAGGUCGCCAAGCUCAUCUCGACGAGGACAGCUCGCUCUGCGGAGCGGGACCUCUUCUUCGUGGAGAUGCACGGUUUCGAUACGCACUUCAGCUUGACAGACACUGGCGACCGGUUUGCGGAAAUCGACGCUGCCCUGGCGGACUUCGUUGCCGAAUUGAAGGCACAGGACGUCUUCAAUUCCGUGGUGCUGGUGUCCAGCUCCGACUUCGGGCGGACGCUCACUUCGAACGGCCAGGGCACCGACCACGGCUGGGCGGGCAACCACUUCGUCUUGGGCGGCAGCAUCCGCGGCGGCCGCAUCUACAACGAGUUCCACGAGUCCCUGCUGGAGGGCAGCUCCCAGGACGUGGGCCGAGGAAGAAUGAUCCCACGGUACCCGUGGGAGAGCGUGAUGGUCCCGAUCGCGCAGUGGUUUUCUGGACAGCCGUCGUUGCGGGUUGAUCUUGGCCAUUUGAGUUCCGUCUUCCCGAACCUCAACAAUUUCAACGAGUCCGAGCACAUCAUCAGUGUUACUUCUCUGUUCGCAGCGGGCUACGAUGUCGUCGCACCGACACCAGCCCCACCCUCCCUGUCACCAACUCCACUACCAACGCAGGCGCCUACGCCCUUACCGACUUACGCCAACGGUGCGGUGUGGGCCAAGAUUUACCAGAUCAUGGACGGUCCCGACAAGAGUUUGUAUUCCUUCCCCCUAACGACUGAAGCGUAUGGAGACAUAAGGUCGGCCCCUGGCUCAAGCAACGCGAAGCUGUCCGACUCGGACAUCAACGCCAGGGCCACGGCGCGGGACGGCUAUUCGCAUAUUUAUCAGAUCAAGAGCUCUGAUUGCCCUGAGUAUUUGUACGUCAAGACUAAUGACACGUAUGUCGACACAUCGGCAUCGUUUGGCCUGACCAAGGAGAAUACUUUAGUCGGGUUGGGCUCCUCAUAUGAGUCGGUGCCUACUUGGUCCACCUUACAGUCCACGGCACUGGGCAUAGACCUUGUUUACACCAGCCCUUGGCUCGCCUCAGACACUGGUACAGGGGCGUGUUGCCGGUAUAUGUUUGGGCACCAUUCAACGGAUUGUUGGAGCGGGCCAUCGGGCCACCGUUGCGUAUCUGGUGGGGGUGGUUGUUCUUUUAAGAAGUUGGAUGAUGUCGUGUUCCACAUCUAUUGGGAUCCCACCUCGUUGGCGCCAACUCCGCUUCCAACGCCAGCGCCUACACCAACGCCCACUUUUGCCAGCGGUGCGUCGUGGAACAAGAUCUACCAGAUCCAGGAUGGUUCCGACAGGACUCUGUACUCGUUUCCCCUGACCGCCGGAGCUUAUGGAGACAUGAGCUCGGCGGUAGGUUCAGGUCAUGCAAAGUUGUCCGACUCGGAUAUCAAUUCCAUGGCCCUGGAAAUGGACGGCUACUCGCAUAUCUACCAGAUCAGGAGUUCAGAUUGCCCUCACACCGUGGCGGAUCUGUACGUCAAGACGAACGACACGUACGUCGACACAUCGGCAUCGUUUGGCCUGACCAAGGAAAAUACUCUGAUUGGGUUGGGUACCUCGUAUCAUUCUGUGACUACCUGGGCCACUUUACUUUCCACAACACACGGCAUAGAUCUGGUUCAUUCCAGCCCCAGCCUCGAUGCAGAUUCAUGCUGUCGGUUUUUCUUUGGCCAUGGGGCUACAGAUUGUUGGAACGGGCCAUCGGGGUACCGUUGCGUCAAUGGUGGGAGUGGCUGCUCUGGUUAUCGAAAAUUGGAAGGUGUGAGGUUCUACAUCUAUAGCAUCCCUCCGGCGACGCUAAGCCCAACGCCAAGCCCUACACCAAGCCCGACGCAGGUUCCUACGUCAACGCCCACGUCUUCACCAACGAUACUGUCGACUCAAACGGUGUCCACGCUGGUGGUAGGUGCUACAGAGGUGCGUGUGUUGUCCACGGCGGGAUUCAACACCGGCGACAACAUCUUGAUCGAGGGCGGUGGCAACAGUGAAACUGGGAUCAUCGACAGCAUACAGAUUUCUCGUGUCUCAUCGGCGUCGGCGAGCGGUGGAAUUCUUCUGCUGGCAAGUGGUCUGGCAAACAGCUAUCCGAUCGACUCCAGUGUCACCCUGUUCAUCACAGCGGCGCCGACUUCAACUCCGACUCCUACAUUUCCAAAUGGCGGCCCAGCAGGCGGCGGCGGGGGUGCUACCGCUACUGGCGAUCCUCACUUGCGAAACGUUCAUGGUCAGCGGUUCGAUUUGAUGAAACCGGGCAGGCAUAUUCUGAUCAACAUUCCCAAGCAGGAACGUGAUGUGCCGUUCCUUCGCGUGCAGGCCCUUGCGCAACGACUUGGUGGAUGCACCGAUAUGUAUUUUCAAGAACUGAACAUAUCAGGAUCUUGGGCAGAGUCAAGACAACAGGGGGGGUACCAGUUCACCGUAUUGCACCGUGAUGCCGAGACUCUGGGGUGGAUUGGUUUUGGUAAGGUUGAGAUGAAAGUCGUCCAUGGACGUACGCGGCGUGGCCUGGAUUAUCUGAAUUUCUACGUGAGGCAUUUAGGACAAUCAGGGUAUCCUGUUGGAGGACUACUUGGAGAUGACGACCAUACAGAGGCAAGCGCUGUACCACAGGAGUGCCGUCGCAUGGUGGCUGUCUACGCUCACCAGGCGAGCGAAGACGGCCCCGAAGCCGCCGAGACAUCACCUUCAGACGCUGUAGCAAGCCUCGAGUGA
Prorocentrum cordatum is the source of this 6672-nucleotide messenger RNA. Lineage: Eukaryota; Dinophyceae; Prorocentrales; Prorocentraceae. The record is from the annotation of a GenBank genome assembly.